AUGGAAUCCAUGAAGCUCGUGAGCCCAGAGAUGUUUGCAAUUAUCUUAGUAGGAUCGCAGUUGGGGCUCGGAGAGAUGGAAGGCGAUCGAGGGCUCGUAGUUGGAGGCUCAGGAGGCGGGAGGCUGCCGAGGGCUCAUGGUCGGGGGCUCGAGGAGGUAGGAGGCGGUCGGGGGCUCAGGGAGAAGGGAGGUGGCCGCGGUCUUGCGAUUGAGGGCUUAGGGAGGCGGGAGGCAGCUCGUAGUCGGGGGCUCGGGGGGGCGGAGGCAGUUAAGGGCUUGCGACCGGGGCUUGGGGAGGUAGGAGGUGGCUGGGGGCCUAAGGAGGCGGUCAGGGGCUUGGGGAGGCAGUCGGGGGCUCGGGACUAG
This is a messenger RNA of Elaeis guineensis (African oil palm), 366 nucleotides long. NCBI's taxonomy places the organism in Eukaryota, Viridiplantae, Streptophyta, Magnoliopsida, Arecales, Arecaceae. The record is from RefSeq and is a predicted model, not a curated record.